Stylonychia lemnae is the source of this 1533-nucleotide messenger RNA. The record is from the annotation of a GenBank genome assembly. Lineage: Eukaryota; Ciliophora; Spirotrichea; Sporadotrichida; Oxytrichidae.
AUGUUAAAAAUCACUUUAAUAUUAAUCUCUGCAGUUACAGUAUUCACUAUCUUUCUCUAAUAGUCCUAAGCUUAUUCACUUGAACAUAAAUUCUUAUAAAGAUAACUUGAUAAUGACGAGAAAGGAUCUAAUGCAUCAAACAGUACGGGAAUAGUGAUAACAACUCAAAACGGAGAUAGUACAAGUGAUAACUCAACAGAAAAUGGAACUGGCAAUGGAAAUAGCAGUGAGAGUUACAAUAAUGAUACUAACGGCGGUAACUCCUCAAAUAAUUAAUCCUAAAGUACCAAUAAACCACCUAAAAAACUAUCAAAGAAAGAAUUCUAUGAAAAGUUUUUAAGUGAUAACAACUAUACUGACUUUGUCGAAAAGAAAUAGAAGAAGAGAGAUCAGAUAAAAGAAGAAAUCAGAAUUAAGGAGGAAAAAGAAAAAAAUAAGACUAAAAAUCAAAACAAUAACGGCAAUAGCAAUAACUCAUCUAACAAUGGUCAAAAUGAUAAGAAUGAAACAGAUAAUAAAGAUAACAAAACAGAGGGUAAUAAUAAUAAUCAAGAUGAUAAUGAUAAGAAGAACAAGACUAAUAACUCCUCUAAUGGUGAUGAUAACUCUAAUGGAAAUGGUAAGGAUAAAGAUAAGGAUAAAAAUGAAACUUCUAAUGGAAAUAAUGGCAAAUCUGAAAAUGAUAAGGAGAAUAAUGGGAAGAACAAAAGAUACUUACAAGAUAGCAGCUCGGAUAAUUAAACGUCAUCUUCUAAUAAUAACACUGACUCAGCAAAUUCUACUAAUUCAACCUCCAAUAGUAAUGACACCUAGCAGCAAUAAAAUGAAACACAAUAACUUAUUGAUGAAUUAAUCACUUUCUAUACAAAACUUAAUUCAGCACACAAAGACUAUUACGGAGUGGAUUUGCUUAGGAACACAAAUUUGAAGGAUGGCAACCAAAUAUUUACAUUAUUUCUUUCGGGGGGAUUAUCAAGUAUUGAAGAGAUAUAAACCACUGAUGAUACAAUGAGUUCCUCAUCGUCGUCAUCAAGUCUUUAUGAUACAAAUAGAUAACUGUAUUUCUUCCUAGUUGUAGGUGUACCUCUUACAUCUCUCUUUUUGAUAUUCUUGGGGGCUAUAAUCUUCUUUAAAUUCCUUAUGAUAAGAUAAAUUUAGAAAGAUGGAACCACUAAAUGGGUAAUUAGAAAGGAUGGAUGCAAGAAAAAGAAGAAUUUGUUUAAUGACUUCGAAAGAGUAAACCACUCCUAGAACACUUAAAGGUCAACUAAUGUAUAAGAUGUAACUUUAUAAGACUUUAACUCAGUGACAUCAACUCAACCUAUCAAUGCUUUCUAGAAGACUCUGGAUAUGACAAUGGGUACAACUGCGAAUCUCAAUUCAAGCAGUCAAAUAUAGUACCAUAAGUAAUAACCUAAGUUAACUUUUCAUUAAAAGGGUCAGUCAUCUCACAGUGAUCUGAAGUCUGAAAUAUCAUCAGUUGAAUAUAAGACUGGAAAUACUAAGUAAGGGGAUGAUAUUGUUCUCAUCUGA